AUGACCAAGUUUCAGGAUUUCGAAUUCCUGACAAAGCAGAGCUCGAACAAUUUGGCUGACAUACCAGAUAACGAAGACCUGAGGAAACUCUACACUUGGGUUGGACCGGUACUAUUGGCGUUGAAUCCUCGUCAGCCCAAUUCAGAUCUGUACGAUUGUUGUCGUCAGGAUCACUUUAUAAACCCUUUGAACAAUGCACGGCAAGAGCUACUAGAACCGCAUGUAUUCGCAGUGGCAGCAAAAGCUCAUUACAGACUUGCUUGUGGUCUGGGCAAAGUGCACCAAGUGAUCGUAAUCAGCGGAGACAGUGGAUCAGGAAAAACUUUUUCAGCAUGCAAGAUUUUGAACUUUCUAGCAGCAACUGAUCUAAGCAGUUGCGAUGGAAUGGAAUCAACUAUUUCAAAAAUUGGCAAAGCCUGCUCGGUUGUAUCCUCAUUCAGCACUGCUAGCACCGAACGAAAUCAACACAGCUCUAGGCACGGACAACUUGUCCAGUUACAGUAUGUGAACGGAUCCAUACACGGGGCUGUGAUAAACUCCUUUCUCCUUGAACAGAGCAGAGUCACAGGGGCCUGUAAUAACUUUCACAUUUUUGGUCAGAUGUUGGCUGGUUUAUCCGAUUCGGAAUUGGGUACUUUGAAAUUAUCUAGAACCAUUCUUUACGAGAUUAUCGCAAACGACAGUCACAGUAUUUUGAAUGAGGCUUAUGUCAAAGGGUUCAAGGAGACUGUCGAAGCAAUGAAUUACCUACGGAUUGGGGAGAACCAAAGGAAUGAUAUAUUCAAAGUUAUCGCGCUCCUCCUCCACUUGCGAAACAUACAAUUCCACGAACGACUAUCAGUUGGUUGUGAUGUUGACGUGCAGAAAAAAGAAUCAUCAGACGCUCUUGAAGGCGCCUGCCACUUGCUUAGACUGCCGAUUCCUGAUCUGAUCAAACUACUAACUACAAGUGUACUAGAUAUUUUUGGAUUCGAAUUCUUCUCUGUGAAUAGUAUCGAACAAUUAAGCAUUAAUUAUGCGAAUGAAAGACUGCAGCUAUAUUUUGUCGAGAAAUAUUUAGAAGCCAGUAGGUCAGAGCUGGAGAGUGAAGGACUGAGUUUAUCGCCACCUCCAUCCACAGCCACAAACCACCAGGAACGUCUUGCUGCAAUUGAGAAUUGCUUAUUUCCAGUAUUAGACGAUGUAAUACAUCAUAAAAAAAUAGUGGUGAAAGUUUAA
Molecule: messenger RNA, 1218 nt
Organism: Neodiprion virginianus
Lineage: Eukaryota; Metazoa; Arthropoda; Insecta; Hymenoptera; Diprionidae
Product: unconventional myosin-XIX-like
Exons: 5
Coding region: 1-1218 (405 amino acids)
Biological process (GO): actin filament organization; vesicle transport along actin filament
Cellular component (GO): vesicle; actin cytoskeleton; cytoplasm
Molecular function (GO): actin filament binding; microfilament motor activity; ATP binding
Source: RefSeq, a predicted model, not a curated record